CCUCUGCCACGACGGAGCCAAGGGCAAGGAGAAAUCUUUCUUUAAAUUGGAGAUCUUUGGAAUUACUAGCUAUAACACGCUGACUUAAUUAAGUUAUGGCGGAAUUUCAGUGUCAUGUAUGUCAUCGGAGCUUUUCCUCGCUUGAGAGCUGUGUAAAAGAUUUACAUUCACACCACUCUUUCCCAAAAUCGUGUGUUGUCCGCGGAUGUGGACGUAGUACUUCCACCCGAUUAGCAAGGCAUCUUAAAAAAGCACACAGAGGAUUAUGUGAGCAUCCCUGUGGCAAUUGCUCAAGAGUCUUCGUUUGCGCAAUCGACUUGAAGCAGCACUCAGACGCUCUACAUUCCGGAAGAGUAAACACGAGUUACGCGAUAAAUCACCAGGCCGUCCAUGACAUUGCGACAGGUUUCUCAUCGCUAUUUCUACGUCAUUCUGCGCCUACGACGGCAGUAGAUUUUCGUAGCCCUACAACAGAAACAAGCCUCAACAGAUUCAUUGAUGCAAACCUGCAACCAACCGAAGCAUUCAACCAGGAAAUGCAUACCGACGUCGAGAAGGUGUGCAGUUUUUUACGGCGACACAUGAGACCCCACGAAAUUGUAAAGGGGGGGUCAUUAGGCAAAGGAACAGCCGUAAAAGGAAAUUCUGACAUCGAUCUUGUUAUGAUUUUAAAUGAUGUGAGAGAUGCAGAAGAUCUCAAAAGGCAACUACCUGGGAUUAAAAAUGAUGUUAAAGAAAAGUUGAGACAUCUUCCAAGAAGCUUUACCAUUAACUCCUUAACAGACACAACUUUCUCAGUAAAGUUUUCUGUCGAAGGAAAACAUGGAGAUAUAGAUGUGGACCUCUUGCCAGCGUUUAAGUUUGAAGAUCUCGGAAGUCUCUAUGAACGUAUGAGAGAUGAUUUGUAUCACGCUGAAUACUACAGCGCAGCAUUAGCUAAACAGCAGGUUGACUUUGUGGAAGGGUAUCCAGCCAAUGUAAAGAACUUAAUUCGCUUGGUCAAGCACUGGAAAAAGAAAAUGGUUCGGCCAUCGUCGCCUCGCAGACGGAUCCCGAAUUCGUAUCUCAUGGAACUGAUCACGAUACAUCUUUGGAAACAAAAUAAAGGAUAUGAUGGUACAUUUAAUACGUUGAAGGCGUUCCAUGGAGUUAUGGAAGCACUUAAGGAAUAUCGAUCUCUGAAUGUUACUUGGACAACGAAUUAUUCUACUAGUCAAAUACCAAGCGAAAUUCGACGCCAAAGACCUUUGGUAAUGGACCCUGCUAAUCCAACGAAUAACGUUUGCGCAACAUUUGAUUGGGAUGAAAUCAAAGAAGAGGCAGGAAGAGUCCUUGCCAGCCCAAUGAUGCUCGGUAUUUCUUCAACGAAUUGGAAUUAAGAAAUGAGAUGAAUUAGGAAGAAGAGAAGAAUUGAGAAGAAUUAAGAAAUGAUGAGAUCAGCUGUUUAAAUAAUCUUUUACGCACAAAUUUUAUUCUAAUGUUGUAUUACGUACAGUAUAUGUUAAGUCAAUGUGCUUCUGUACCAGUGUUCGUUUUAAAACUUUAGAAAAUGUAAUUUCAAUCAGUCAAGAAAAAAUUAAGGUAUUCAACUUUGCAAACAAACGAUUAAAAAAAUAAGUGUCAAGUCCGCUUUAUCUCAGGGUUAGGUUUACGGUAACAACUGGCCUCAGAAGACUAUGUUUGCUGUAUUUGUAAAUGCACUAAACAUGCACAAACGCCUUAAGCGCGCACACAAACGCAAUUGAUAUUGUAAAUAGGUAAACAUCACGCAAACAUGUAGAAUCAAAGUAACCUUUUUCU
Dendronephthya gigantea is the source of this 1800-nucleotide messenger RNA. Its product is annotated as 2'-5'-oligoadenylate synthase 1A-like. Gene Ontology annotation, cellular component: cytosol; membrane; nucleoplasm. The coding region runs from base 96 to 1379 and encodes 427 amino acids. Gene Ontology annotation, molecular function: double-stranded RNA binding; 2'-5'-oligoadenylate synthetase activity. The transcript is spliced from 8 exons. Lineage: Eukaryota; Metazoa; Cnidaria; Anthozoa; Malacalcyonacea; Nephtheidae. The record is from RefSeq and is a predicted model, not a curated record. Gene Ontology annotation, biological process: regulation of ribonuclease activity.